Molecule: messenger RNA, 1768 nt
Organism: Brassica napus (rape)
Lineage: Eukaryota; Viridiplantae; Streptophyta; Magnoliopsida; Brassicales; Brassicaceae
Product: putative F-box protein At1g32660
Exons: 1
Coding region: 180-1499 (439 amino acids)
Molecular function (GO): protein binding
Source: RefSeq, a predicted model, not a curated record
UGUAUAAAUAUAAAUAUAAACAUGUGUACAUCGAACGGAUUUUAUCUGAUUUCCGACAAAUAAUUCCUAUACGAACCUGGCGAUGUCUUUGUGAUUUGGUCUAAUCCCCAAGAAGAAGUCUUUGCGGUUCUGUUCGAUUUCCCACAAAUCCAGGUCUAAUUUAGGGUUUUUGGGCGACCAUGAAACGCAAGGAGCGAGAGGAGGAGAGGUUGUGUAGGAGCCGAAGUAAGAUAGGUCCGAUUGCAGUUGAUCUGAAGACUGCUAGAGUGACUAGAUUGCCUGCGAGGUCGACCCACCAAGAAGCACUCCCUCAACGCAAGAAGGAGGCGGAUGGUAAUGAGACAAGCCCAAGUAGUAAGUUCGAUUCGCUCCCUUUCGAUCUAAAGAUGGCUAUAGUGAGUAGAAUGGGUGCCAAGUCUCUUAUGAAGUUCCGAUGCGUGUCAAAAAUUUGGUCUUCCAUCAUCCGAAGCAGAGGGUUCAUCGAUUCCUUCUUCUCUAUGUCCUCAAAGCAAUCACGGUUUAUAGUCGCUUUGGCUAACGGUGUAUGCAAUGAGCCUGAAGCGAAGCUCACCUUCUUCUUCUCGUUUGGGGAGUCUUGUUCUUCUUCUUCUUUGGUACCAAACUUGGAGAUGGCAAUACCAGUGGGACUGAGUUCCAUCAGAGAGUCUUUCGCUUCUCUCCAUGGCUUUCUCACCGUUGGCGUUCAUGGUGGCUUGAUGGUGUGUAACCCUAGCACGGAGCAGGUCAUAAAGUUGCACAGUUCCACCAGAUUCGUGGGAUAUGAUCCGAUUGAAGGUCAACAUAAGGCAUUGUUUGUGGAAUCGAGAGUCUCUCGUUCUUCUGUUCAUCAUCAUCUAGACCACAAGGUGUUAACAUUGGGAGGAGGAUCAUGUCAAGAAUGGAGACUCAUUGAGGGUACCCCUGGACCUUAUAGACCGAUAUCAGUGGGAGUAUGCGUCAAUGGUGUCAUCUACUAUGGUGCUCGUAACUCACCCCAUUUUAGGAAUCCAGUUAUGGUGUGUUUUGAUGUUAGAACUGAGAAACUAAGUUUUAUCCAAGCACAUGAGACUCUCCUUCGGUGGGGCAAGGAUUCCAUAUUUAUAGAUUACAAUGGGAAGCUAGCUUCUAUUGUGAGAUACCCUUAUGAUCGUUUCAAUAGUUUUGAUUUAUGGAUAUUAGAAGACCCCGUGAAACAUGAAUGGUCAAAGCAACAUUGUGUGUUUCCCUCCUCCGUGUGGGAUUCUGUUUGGGGCUUCGAAAUGUCUUUUCCAGGAACCAACAAGGAUGGGGAGAUCAUUAUGGCUCCAACCAGCUUGUCACCUGAGGUUGGACCCUUUUACAUUUUUUACUACAAUGUUAAAACACAAAACGUUAGAAGAGUUAGGCUCCUAGGCAUUGGAGACAAUAAAGAGUUUAGACGCUCUUAUGGAUUCUUAAAGCAGCGUGAUUGUUUUGUCCGUAUCGCACCUCAACAUGUCCACAGUAUUGCCUCCCUCUGAGAAAGGUUCCAAAUAAAAGUUUAAAGGUUUCAAGGAUGUAUCAGUAAAACUCAAGAGAGCAUGGCAAAAAGAUUGAGAGCAUGGCAUGCUAUGGUUGUUUUUAUUUGCAAUUUGCAAUUUGUUAUCUUAUAUAUACAUGACUGAAGAUUUGCGUUUCUGUAGUUGCUUGAUCUGCUCGUUGUUUUUGUUCUUGUUGGGAUGAGUUCGAAUUCAUAUUUGAUUGAUUUCCGGUGUUAUUACUUUGGAGAUAUUAUUGUUUGUUUGUAUAA